This is a messenger RNA of Trichomonas vaginalis G3, 1458 nucleotides long. Its product is annotated as hook domain family. Lineage: Eukaryota; Parabasalia; Trichomonadida; Trichomonadidae. The coding region runs from base 1 to 1458 and encodes 485 amino acids. The transcript has a single exon. The record is from RefSeq and is a predicted model, not a curated record.
AUGGAAUAUGAUGAUGAGAAGUGCUUAAUUGGAUUUUUAAACACAUUCCCUGGUAUUGCAGAGCUUAAUUUACAGACAUCUGUUGAUCUUUUAAUAACAAAAGCUAUUCCAUUAAUUUGGAAUCAGAUUAGUCCCUCAAAAAUAGAUAUUGAUAAGCUUGAAGUACCUAAGAAUGAUACAGAUUGGUUUUCUAUUUUCAAAAAUCUUCGUGCAUACGAGCAAGUUAUAGCUCCUGCGAUUCAAGACAAAAACAUUCGAACAAAACCAGACUUACCAUCUCUUUCGCGUAAUAGAAAUCAAGCAUAUAUAAUCAACUAUGUCAACCCAUUGAUAUAUGUCGCAAUGAGAUCGGAAAUGAAGCCAACAGUCGUUGCAAAUAUCAAACAAUUACCAAAAGAAAUUCAAACAUAUUUAAUGAAGUAUUUGAAGUGGACACAGCAACAGGAAGCUAACCAGCAGGCUCCAGCACCUGCAGUUUCUUCAGCUCAGUCAACUGCGCCAUCUACACCAGAAAAGGCUCCAUUAGCUGAUAAUCAGAAGAUAAUUGCAGAAAAGCAAGCGAGAAUUGCCUUACUAAAAUCCGAAAUUUCGGCUUCAGAAUCAAAAUUAUCUCAAUUAAAGCAACAACUCGCAGAUAAGUCAUCAAAUCAGUCAGAAGACAAGAACUCAGCUAUUAUAGAUAACAUUGAAACACUUAUUUCUAAAACAGUAAGUGAAAAAGCUCAAUUUAAAGAACAAUUAAAUCAAAAACGCUCAGAACUCGAAGAAACCAAAAUUGAACUUGCAAAGAUGACAGGAAUUGUAGAAGUCUUAUCAAAACUACGCAAUAAAUCAGAAAACAACGAAGUAUCUUCCGAAAAACUUACCGAAGACUACAACAAGCUCAAAGAGGCUAUUGAGAAGCGCCCAGAGCUAUACAAGAAUAUUGCAGAGUUAAACCUCAAUAUUAAGGAACAAAAAGCCAAAAAUACCAAAUUAUCUAAAUCUCUUGAAAAAAUGAAAGAAGAGCUCGAAGUUGCCAUCCAGAUUGAAAGUAAGUAUGAUUCAGCAUCAAACGCUUCAGCAGAAGAGAAAGAACCGGAAAUUGAAGAAAAUCCAGACGUAAUGGCUUUGUGGAAGGAAGUUAAUUCACUUGAAGUGGACUUAGCUUCGGGUGUUACACCUAAAAUCAUCGAAGAACAGAAUAAUUUCAAGAAAUUUAUCACAAAACUCGACAGAAAGAAGAAACGCCUUGAAAAACAGAUAGAAGACACUGCAAAUAUGAGAAAUGACCUUCAGCGCGUUCAAGAAGAGUUAAUUUUGAGGCAUGAAAACGGAGAAAAAAUUGUUGACAACUUAACACAAGAAAUCAAUAAGAAGAAUGAAGAAAUCACAAAGUGGCUCGCAUUGACAACAUCUUUCAGGGCUUCUCGUGAAACUUCUUCACUUAUUUCUCAGAUGCGUCAAAAAUAUCAUUAA